AUGAACGCCCAGCAGACAAGAAGUGCUGGAUUCGUCAAGGGGGCGUGCAAAAGUGUUCCCUACGUGAUGGCCAGCGGGAUACAUUGUCCAAGUGUCCAUGGCGGACAAUACCGUCACUGGGGAGCAUGGCUAGAGGAUCUUGAAGAAAAGUAUAUUCAAGAAGAAAUGCCUAUGUUCGCCACGACUGGGAAAACUUUCAAAGUUACGACCACAGACACAAUCGUACUCCCAUGCGAAGUGAUCAAUAUCGGUGAGUAA
This is a messenger RNA of Nezara viridula (southern green stink bug), 258 nucleotides long. The record is from the annotation of a GenBank genome assembly. Lineage: Eukaryota; Metazoa; Arthropoda; Insecta; Hemiptera; Pentatomidae.